UCACAUGAGGAGUGUAUGCGGUUCUUUGCGACAUGCCGACUUCCAGUUUGCCAAAGAUGGCGGCGUCCGUGGAAACGCUGUGAAAUCCGACCGGCGGCGUUCGGGGUGUUGCGAGACAAUGCAGUAACAGCACAUGACAUUACUCGGCAGUGUAAGAUAACGCACUAGGUUAUAUUUUUCACUUUCGGGUUCGGGCAGCUCGACUGGAAAUAUCUGAAGAAUUGAACUGAACGCACUGAGUGAGUGAGUUGGGAAACUGGACGGCGCGGAUUCGAAAACUCUCUGGCGACUACAAUGUCAAUGAUCAACAUCAUCAUGGCAUGACAUGAUCAUGUGUAACUGCUCCAUUUCCGGUUUUCUCCUGUUUAAACUCACACGAGCUGUAAGUAGACGAGGUCAAUGAGAGACAGGGGCGGCGUUUGUCGUCGCUGCUGCUGCUGCUGGACUAUCCUUUUAUCCUCGUUCGCUGACUGAGCUCCGGGCCGCCGGCCACAAUCAUGGCCCUGCUGCUCUUUCGGGUCGCCCUGCCCCCCCUCGGGCGCGUCGCGCGCAGGACGCUGAGCCUCUUCUCGCACCCGAGUCCCUCCGACUGGAGCAAGGUGGUGUCGGACGCCGAGAAGAUCGUGGGAUACCCCACGUCCUUCAUGAGCCUGCGCUGCCUGCUGAGCGACGAGCUCAGCCACGUGGCCAUGCACGUGCGCCGCCUGGCGGGAACCAACCACCCCCUGCUGAACACGGCCAGGGGCUUCGUGCAGGACAGCCGGAACAACCUGCAGACGCGAGGCCUGGUGGUCCUGCUCAUGUCCAAGGCGGCUGGGCCCAGUGGCGCCUCCACAUGUUUCCCGCAGCAGGACAUGGUCAGUGGAAUCUACCCGAGCCAGCGCAGCCUCGCCGAGAUCACGGAGCUCAUCCACACAGCCUUCCUGGUGCAUCGCGGCAUCGUCGAUCUCAAGGACUGGAGCAGCUCCGAUGGGCCACUCAAGGACAUGCAGUUCGGGAACAAGAUGGCUGUGCUGAGCGGGGACUUCCUGCUGGCCAACGCCUGCACGGGCCUGGCACAGCUCAACAACACCAAGGUAGUGGAACUGAUCUCCAGUGCCAUCGGGGACCUGGUGCAGGGCAUCUACUGUGAGAGCUCCAGCGCCGCAGAGGAGAGCAGCGUAACCGAGGACACGACCAUGGAUUCCUGGGAGGAGCGGACGUUUCUUUCCCAUGGUGCUUUGCUGGCCAAGAGCUGCAAGGCGGCCAUGGAGCUGGCGAACCACAAUGCAGAGGCGCAGGGUCUCGCCUUCCUCUACGGCAAACACAUGUCCCUGGCUCACAAGAUCAACUCUGACCUGCAGCCGUUUGUGAAAGGAAGUGCCAGUGACCUCAUGACUUUUAGCCUGAACUGUGCCCCCGUGGUCUUCCACCGUCAGUUAGUGGGGUCUGAGAGAUGGGUCCACCAGCUGCAGCAGGCCAGGAGCACUGGAGAACACACAGACUACACACAGCUGUGGAAGGCCAUCAAAGCUGAUGAAGGCGUGAGCUCCACCGUGGAGCUUUGCCGUUACCAUGGAAACAAAGCCCUCAGCGCCAUCAAGUGGUUCCCGCCGUCCGACGCUCGAUCCGCUCUGGAGAACAUCGCCUCUGCCGUCACCAAGUUGUGACCCACUCCGAGCUCCAGCUUGUCCUCAUCCUUUCAACUGGUCCAACGCGGCGCAGAAUUUGCGGACCCGGUCACCUCGGCAGGGUCGCGGUUCGGAUGUCCUCGGGACUGGGAGGUCACUUGUCAGAUGGAGCCUCGUUGCCUAGAACAUGGGAAAAAAUGGAUCACAAGAAACGGGUAAAACUCCUGCAAUCGCGUGUUUGUAGAAACGCACGACGUGUGUGUGACACGUCGCCAAGAAAUAAAUGUGGUCAUCGUGUCACCCUGUGAAUGGAGGCUGUCGGUGUGUGCGGUGCGAUAGGGGGCCGGCGUGGGGGCGGAGGGCGAAAGGUCGCGCUGCCUUCUCCGGGUCCUGCCAGAAACACACUUGAAGCUGCGCCGGCAGAAAUAAUUAAUGAGCCCCACCGGCGUGACCCUCAGCAAAUGGACAGGAAGCGCGGCGGUAUCGAUCACGCGGUGCGUGCUCUGGCGCCAGCCUGGGGGGCCUGUGGUUUUCCCGGCGCUUGCUCCGGGGACACGGGGCGCGUGAGGCGACAGCGGUGGGGGAGUGUCACCAGCCUCCUGACACCUCGAGCCCGGGCCACGCGAGCCGCUAUACGGCCACCUGAAGGGCAACCUGGAGACGGGGUGACGGAGAGCCAGGGAGGAGGGAGGAGCGCGGGCGCCGAGACGGUUAAAAUGCUCAUGAGCUGCCCCCUCCCUCUUCCCUCCGUGCCGUGCUCCAGGUGCCGUGGGGCAGCUCCUGCGCUAAAUGGGCACGUGGCGCUUCCCUGCCGCUGGCUCUCGCUGAAAUAUUCAUGCUCGCGGGAGCGGGCGCGUGGAGGCGGUUAAAGGCCCGUCAAAAAAAAAAAAAAAAAAAAAAGGAGACACAAGACACUGCAGGGUUGCUGUGGAACCGCUGUGAAAUGGCAUGCCACACGCCAACCGAAGCGAGCGCCGCCACCACCAUGUUGCUCAGAAGCAGAGUUUCUCUCUCAUACCAGAGGAGUCGGCAGCGCGUUCGGUUCAUGCUGGAAAUUUGACCCCCGGAAUUUCAUCUGGAAAUGGAGCCGCGCAUAUUUCUGUUCCGCCUCCAGAGGGGUUUAUUUUGGGGUUUUGUUUGUUUCUGUGUUUUGACAGCGUCCAGGGGGUGCGGGGCCGAGAGACUCGUUGUUCGGGUGGGCCGGUGGGGGGUGGGCUGUGGGGCGACAGGUCCCGCCCCACCGACGGAGAGACUGCGGUGCGACGCGGCUCGGCAACCCGACACUGUCUCUGUUUGGUUCAUAGAGAUGAUUUUUGCGGUUUGCAUGAGUGGAACCCGAGCGCGCCGUUGACAAGGAGGCUGAGCUUACACAAAUGAUCAUGGGGGGGCAUCACCCCCCCCCCCCAUCACCGCCUCUCCGCGUGGUGUAAUUACAGCUGAACGCUGGAGACAGCCAACACAGCACCGCACGUCCCUCACAGUCUGGCCUUCGCAGCCAUGGGGGAGGUGUUUGCUGUCAGCCCCCCAGCAGUGCCUGCGGUGCGAGAACAGGUACAGGUACGCGGGGGGGGUCUGCCUCCAUCCGAACACCUCCUUAAACCAGCGGAAGUGACUCAUGUACCACUGGAUGACAGGACUCUUAAAUGUUUUUCCCACAUGUGUAAAUACACAAAUACCACGGUGCAGGCGUCCCGGUGCGGUGAGGUAUUUUUCUUUGAACCCCUUCAUCUCUUCCCACAUCAUCGCUUGCUGUUAAGAGCCGUCGAUCUUGACUUUUGUUGAUCAUCUAUAGAGUUCUCACAGAAUCUUCUGUCCCCCACCUGCGUCCCUAGUGCUGAAAGGGUCAUGUCCACAUCUGGAUGCUGCUCCACCUCUUCUUCUUCCAGCUUUUCCCAUCACCACCAUCUUUGAGAGAAUCCAACAUUCUCAUGGUGUCGCCAAAGUAUGAAAACCUCAGUCCCACCAUUGGUGCUUCCAGUGAGUUCUACUUUGAUUGGAUCCAACACCCAUCUGUUUAUUUUCCUGCCUGUCCGUGGGGUCCUUAGUCUCCCCCAGAACCACAAUCUAAAGGAGUCCAUGUUUCUCUUGUCCUGCUUCUUCAAAGUCAGGCUUUCAGAUCUGUGUAGAGAUGCAGGAAAGGACAUUACUUGAUCAUUUAUGGUCUUCGUUAUUGUCGCCAUGUUUGAGCAUCUUUUCCGGAUCUUUCCUUGCAGCCCUGUCAAGUGCUCCUCUCCGGUGUUUCUCUUCACUGUCGGAUCCCAUGUUGAUCGUUAUUCAUCCAAAGAGACAACAGAUGUCAACAGAUUCUGUCUUCACCCUCAGAACUCAAGUCUGCUGCUCUUUUUAGCAGGAUUUUAAGGUCUUCAUCCUCGGCUGUUACUGUGGUGUCGUCGGCAUUCCAAAUAUCUCUGCUCCAUCUUUGGUUCUGCUUCUCGCACGAACCCUUCGGUGACGAUAGGUCAAGAUACCUGCAGAAGUCACUGGCGGCCUGAGGGUUCGGGUUCAGCUUGGGGUCCCGCACACCCAGGAACACAGCGUGUGGCUAAUCGGUGCCCUCCGCCGGUCCGACAACACGGCAACGGCUUCAUUACGGCACACCGGUCACCUCCGUUCCAGAUCACCUCGCAGCGACUACCUGCGUGUCCCAGGGCGGUGCCGACAGCGCUCCGGCCCCGAGCCGCGCGCUCUUUCCCCCAAAUUAAAAAUGACUCUGCGGCCUUAAGUGCUCGUUAACGAGCGGUGUGCGAUGAGCGGUGCCUGAUGAUCGCGGCGCGCAGCGAGCCCCGCCCCCCACCCUUUGCGACCCCCAGCGCCGUACCUGCCGGUGUCUCACGCCUCAUUCGCCUGAUGGAUCUGACGGCUGCGGCGGGAGACAGCCCAUUAGCUGAGUAAUGACUGCCGUGUGCGGCGGCGGUCCAUGGCGAGCUGUGCCGGGCGCUCCCUUCAUUUGCGCGCCGCGUUAUUUUCUCGUGUGCCGCUAAUACAGACAUCAUUAGAGGGUGGUCGAGGCACCGCGGGUCAUACGACGGCGCCGGGGAGUGCGCUCUGGAGACCGAUUACCGCUCUUCAUCAGGAGAUCACAGGCCUUCCGCUGGGCCCACAGCGUCGCAUCUCAAUGAACACAAAGGGUAAUAAGUAUGUGUGCGGCAUGUGUGCGCCGUGCUGAUUUAGGCGUGUUGCGGCAGCCGCGUCGCCUCCGUGAGGGGCGGCGUCUCGCACCGCUGACCCCCCUCCCCAGCCGAAAAAAUGACGGGAAUGCCGAAGAGCAAAGGCUUCAGAUAUGGAAUAUCAUGGACGUGCGUAAAGCAUGUUCUCUUUGGCUCAGGUUGCGGCCCUUUCUCCAUUUAUUUCCCACAAAGCAACUCACGGUGUUUAUCUGCUCACACUGAUUUACACUUUGAUACAGUUGCGCCAUCUUUACUACAUCUGUUAGGGGUAAGUAACAUGAUUACUGAAUUUCCUCCCAGAGAUCAAUAAAAUAGUUAUCUAGUAACUGGCACUACAGUGGGAAAUGGGAUUCGAACCCAAGUCCUUCAAGUGCAAGGUAGCUGUAACCACUACGCCACUUGUUGCCCCCAAAGGAAAUACAUGUGUGUCGGCCUGGUCCAAUCGUGUCCCGCUGUCCCAGCUUUACGUAGCUUACCCCUGGUUUUUUAUGUUCAUGUACAAUAAAAAAAAAAAAUUAAAGAUAAAUAUGAUACUGCA
Molecule: messenger RNA, 5315 nt
Organism: Scleropages formosus (Asian bonytongue)
Lineage: Eukaryota; Metazoa; Chordata; Actinopteri; Osteoglossiformes; Osteoglossidae
Gene: pdss2
Product: prenyl (decaprenyl) diphosphate synthase, subunit 2
Exons: 8
Coding region: 498-1649 (383 amino acids)
Biological process (GO): ubiquinone biosynthetic process; isoprenoid biosynthetic process
Cellular component (GO): mitochondrion; transferase complex
Molecular function (GO): prenyltransferase activity
Source: RefSeq, a predicted model, not a curated record